AUGAGAACAGUGCAACGUAAGCAUUACACUUUCACGAUUUUUCAGCUUGUAAACGAGCAUGAAGUGAAUGCGGCAGCAUUGUGUGUUAUUAAUGACGAGCAAACAGCGAUAUGUGCAUGUGCUUCGUUUGAUGGCCUAGUGACCGUCCUUGAUCCUCGAAAUUCGCUGCAGAAAAUCACUCAAAUGUCUUAUCAUCGCAGUGCCGUUUACGAUCUCGCUCAAUUGGUAACGCUCUUUUUUGUUGUGCCUGGCAGCAAUUAUCUCUAUUCGUCCGGUGCAGAUGGCAGGAUUGUACGUGUGGAUAAGCGUAUGUGGAAAACUGUGAGCGAAAUGCAACUGAGAACAUCAUACUCGCGGAGCUUAUCAUUGCUAGAAGGACAGCUCUCUUGUGGUACUGCCGACGGGAAAAUACUUUCUCUCGAUCCGGAGAGUUUGGAAAUCUUGAAUGUAUGA
This is a messenger RNA of Gongylonema pulchrum, 453 nucleotides long. NCBI's taxonomy places the organism in Eukaryota, Metazoa, Nematoda, Chromadorea, Rhabditida, Gongylonematidae. The record is from the annotation of a GenBank genome assembly.